GGAAUAUAAGACAUUUGUGUCUUCAUCUCAGUUUGUUAAUUUAUUUAAAUCAUUCUGGAAUGGACUCAAGGGUAUUACUGUUAUACUUUGGGUUAUAAUCCAGCACUGUUCUGUUAUGCUGCCCAAAUCAUUCUAGUUGAGGCAAUUGAGAACUCUUUAUUUGCCACCUUUAACAUCCCCACUAAUGUGAGUUUGGUGUUUUGUUUUUGAAAUGUGUCCCAGGAACCUGUCCUGUCUUCUUAUGGUGCCCAGCAUGAUCUCAAACUUGUAGACUCAAGUGACCCUCCUGCCUCAGCCUCCUGUGUAGGUGGGACUGCAGUCUCAAACCAUGAAUUAUGUAGGCCAGCUGGCUGGGCAGGUGCUUGUCACUGUGAAGGAACUCUACAAGGGCAUUAACCAAGCCACCCUGUCUGGGUGCAUUGAUGUUGUUGUGGUGCGGCAGCAGGAUGGCACCUAUCAGUGUUCACCUUUUCAUGUACGGUUCGGGAAGCUGGGAGUCCUGAGAUCCAAAGAGAAAGUGAUUGACAUAGAAAUCAAUGGCAAUGCAGUGGAUCUUCACAUGAAGUUGGGUGACAAUGGAGAAGCUUUCUUUGUGGAGGAGACUGCAGAAGAAUAUGAAAAGCUCCCUGCUUAUCUUGCCACCUCACCAAUUCCUACUGAAGACCAGUUCUUUAAAGAUAUUGACACCCCUUUGAUAAAAUCAGGUGGAGAUGAAAGACCAUCUCAGAGUUCGGACAUCUCACACAUCUUGGAAACAGAGACACUUUUCACUCCAAGUUCUGUGAAAAAGAAAAAACGAAGAAGAAAGAAAUGCAAACAGGACAGUAAGAAGGAAGAACAGGCUGCUUCUCCUGGUGCAGAUGACACGUGCGAUGUGGGUGUGAGCUCCGAUGAUGAGAAGGGAUCCCAGGCAGUGAGAGGAUCUGCAAAUGCUUCCUUAAAGGAGGAAGAAUGUAAGGAUCCUUCACUCUUCCAUUCUGGGGAUCACUACCCCUUAUCUGAUGGAGAUUGGUCCCCAUUAGAGAACACCUAUCCUCAAGCAUUGUGUCCUAAGAGUGAUUCAGAGCUGGAGGUGAAACCAGCUGAAAGCCUGCUAAGAUCCGAGUCUCACAUGGAGUGGACAUGGGGCGGGUUUCCAGAGUCCACUAAGGUUAGCAAAAGAGAACGAUACGACUAUCAUCCCAGGACAGCAACAAUUACUCCAUCAGAAAAUACUCAUUUUCGGGUAAUUCCCAGUGAGGACAGUCUCAUAAGAGAAGUUGAGAAAGAUGCUUCCAUCGAAGACACUGUCUGUACCAUAGUGAAACCCAAACCUAGAGCCCUGUGUAAGCAGAUGAGUGAUACAACUUCUGCUGCAGAACUUCUGGAACCUCCUCCUGAGAAUCCUCUGAUUCCAUCUAUGUUAGAUGCAGACCACCUUCCCACCCCAUCCCUAGUGGAGGCUCCCUCAGAACCCAGGCCAGCAGCUAAAGUAGACUCACCAUCAAAGAAGAAAGGUGUCCACAAGAGAAGCCAGCAUCAGGGACCUGAUGAUAUUUACCUUGAUGACUUAAAGGCCCUAGAACCUGAAGUUGCAGCUCUCUAUUUCCCUAAAAGUGAAACAGACCCAGGCUCUAGGCAGUGGCCAGAGUCUGACACACUCUCUGGUUCCCAGUCCCCACAAUCUGUGGGCAGUGCAGCUGCAGAUAGUGGUACUGAGUGCCUCUCAGACUCUGCCAUGGACUUGCCUGAUGUCACCCUUUCCCUUUGUGGGGGCCUCAGUGAGAAUGGAGAGAUUUCUAAAGAAAAAUUCAUGGAGCAUAUCAUUACUUAUCAUGAAUUUGCAGAAAACCCUGGACUUAUAGACAAUCCUAACCUUGUAAUACGGAUAUAUAACCGUUACUAUAACUGGGCUCUGGCUGCUCCCAUGAUCCUUAGCUUGCAAGUAUUCCAGAAGAGUUUGCCUAAAGCCACAGUUGAGUCCUGGGUCAAAGACAAGAUGCCAAAGAAAUCUGGUCGCUGGUGGUUUUGGCGUAAGAGAGAAAGCAUGACCAAGCAGCUACCAGAGGCCAAGGAGGGAAAAUCUGAGGUGCUGCCAACCAGUGACCUACAGUCAAGCUCUAAGGAGCCAGCUAGCACCAGACCUGCUGAGGAUGACACAUCCAGUGAUGAGGGAUCACAGGAACUGGAAGAAUCUAUCAAAGCAGACCCUGUCUCCACAGAGACCCUGAGCCAUGGCAGCACAACUUCGUAUAAGAAGUCUCUCCGACUCUCCUCGGACCAGAUCGCAAAACUGAAGCUCCAUGAUGGCCCAAAUGAUGUUGUAUUUAGUAUUACAACCCAGUAUCAAGGUACCUGCCGCUGUGCAGGGACCAUUUACCUGUGGAACUGGAAUGACAAGAUCAUCAUUUCUGAUAUCGAUGGAACAAUAACCAAGUCUGAUGCUUUGGGGCAGAUCCUUCCACAGCUGGGUAAAGACUGGACUCAUCAGGGUAUAGCAAAACUUUACCACUCCAUCAAUGAAAAUGGCUACAAGUUUCUGUACUGUUCUGCCCGUGCCAUCGGUAUGGCCGACAUGACCCGUGGCUACCUGCACUGGGUCAAUGACAAGGGCACAAUCUUGCCCCGGGGCCCUCUGAUGCUGUCCCCCAGCAGCUUGUUCUCCGCCUUCCACAGGGAAGUGAUAGAAAAGAAACCAGAGAAGUUCAAAAUUGAAUGUCUAAAUGACAUUAAGAAUCUGUUUGCCCCAUCCAAGCAGCCCUUCUAUGCUGCCUUUGGAAACCGUCCUAACGAUGUCUAUGCUUACACACAAGUUGGAGUUCCAGACUGUAGAAUAUUCACAGUGAACCCCAAGGGUGAAUUAAUACAAGAAAGGACCAAAGGAAACAAGUCAUCGUACCACAGGCUGAGUGAGCUUGUUGAACAUGUGUUCCCACUUCUCAAUAAGGAGCAGAAUUCUGCCUUUCCAUGCCCAGAGUUCAGCUCCUUUUGUUACUGGCGAGACCCAAUCCCUGAUGUGGACCUUGAUGACUUGGCCUGAAGCAGCACCUGUGACAAAGGUGGGGCCACAGUCACUUGCCUCCAGCAGGGGAGGUGACCAACCCUCUUCCAGAUGAGAACCCAGGGCUGGCAGCUGGGUGUCCACUUUCCAGAGCAGAAACAUGGACCCUAAAGCUGACAUUGCCACCUUCCACCUUCCUAGUCUGCUGCUCAAUGUCUGGAAGGAGGAGUAAUGGACUCCUGGGUUAGGGGCCUGUUCUUCACCACACGUGGGUCCUCACAUGUGCUUCCUACGGAGUUGUGUGCUGGGCAGUCCUUCAAUUUCAUAACUUUAAAAGGAAGAAAACAGAAGCUGAAAAAAAAAUGGACCAAAAUAUUACACAAAGUAAAGUGUUAUAAUUUCCACUGGGUGGUUGAAAUUGUUUCUCUGUGCAACCAGGGCUUUCUCCAGAGGUUCAGGGCCCACUGAAUUGCCACAGGUACAGUUAGUGAUGUUGGCUAAAACCACCUGUGCAUGUCUCUGCUUUGUGCUCCUCCUUUACUGCACACUGAAAUGGGACAGCUGCUUGGUGUGCCAAGUUGGGCAAGCCUCCAGGGCCCAUGCAUCAGAGCACUGAACUUGGCUGCACCAAUACGGGCUUCUUGGGAGGAAAUCCCAUUGGAUCAUCAUUUUCUCAUCUGUGACUGUUCCACAGUGAGAAACCUUUAAGGUUAUUUCUUGAAGCUAGCCAGAAGAACAGAUUAUAUUUGAUGCAGGUCUAUAUUUGAUAUCUAGAAUAAUGGUGGGAGAUUGGGGUUUAAAACAAAAAAGCAACUCUGUCAGAAAUGUAGAUACACAGCUGCAUUGAGUACUGGGAAUAGCCCUUUUCUCUGUCCCUUUGCCUGUUGCCUGGCUUACGUGGGUCUUUAGGUAUGUUUUGGGCAGAGUUCUGAAAUUCUGUGCUUCAGAUUUGUCAGGGAAGCACAGUGAAGCUGGCCUGUAAGCCAUUGGCCAGAAGUAUGGACUUUGGUAUUUGGAAUCACAACUCUGAUACAAAGUCUAUGGAAGCCAUGCAGAGGAGGAGUCAUGGAGCUCCUAUUGAGCAGCAGCACCUCAGCAGUGUCCCCAGCCCACCAGUCUGUCAACAGCUGGGACAAUCGCAUCAUCUGCAGUGCAGAGGCUGCCCUGUGGGCACAUGGGAGCACCCAUGCAUUUGCACUAAGAGAACUGUUAGACCUUCAGGGGACCUGAAAUGGCUCCAGGUUAUAGUCCUCCACUGGGGAGAAAGCAGGAAGUGUUCCUGAGCAGAGAGGUUGCUGCACAUACAAACCUGACAUGCUCAGGAUGGUUUCAUUUCCAAGUCUACAUGCCCCUGCAGUUGUACGGGUGACCUUUUCUUGCUUUACUUUACUUCACCUAAUUGAUACAGAGUUGGAGAUGUAGGGGGUUGUUAUUUUUCCAGGUUGAAGAAUUGAAUGUCCCGGCCUGAUUUCAGCCAUUUUCCUAGUGCAGAUUGAUGCAGAGACAAUGUUGAAACCCUUUGAACCCAAUUCACAGUGGUGCAAACAUUCACCCAUAAAUAGUUCACAAGAAGUUUAUGUUAGUAGGUAGGGGAACUAAGGUUAUGAUUGUCUGAAGUUCUGCCCAGUUAAAGAAUUGAGAUUCUAAUAGAGCUGUCACACAGCUGUCUUACUCCAUAGAUGUCAUCAGCACGUCUUCUCGCCCACCUUUGAUUUAGGGGAAUAAAGAGACUUUGUAUGCGUAACCUGAGCUUAUUAUUAGGACCUCUUCACUUACGUGCGGUACAGAAAAUCUUAACAUACAUCCUCUUUAGUCCUUUUUAGGUUGUCUUUAAAGGAGUUUUUAAUUAAGUGAUUUGUUUCUUUUUUUUUUAUGAGUUCUUUCUUUGGACACACAGGCCUUCUCAGAAGGUCCAGCUUAUAAUCUGGGUCUCCCAGCCCAUGUUGAAGGUCGCUGGUCUUUCUGUCCCAGUGUCCAUUAGCCCUAGACUUUGUCGCUGCAGAUUGAUCCAGUGGGUACUUAGGCUAAUGAAUGUCUUUCCUUGUUUAAAGGAGUCCUUGCUAGAAAGUAGAUCAUUACUAUUGCUGUAGUGUUACGGAAGUAUUAAGUUUGUGCUGAAAAUCCAUUGCCAUUUGGUACAAAUGACAUUUGUUCUUUCUGUGAAAGAGAGAUGCCCUUGAGUGUGUUUACACACAAACCUUUAGGAUGGCAGGUUGAAGCAUCAGCCUCUCACUGUCUUCAGUGAUGGGUGAUGUUGCAGGGACAUUGCAGGCAGAUGGGCUCUUCUAAGUCAUUCUGUCAGUUGCUCCAUUAGUGGAAAAGCCCGUUUCCCUCCUUCCAGUUCAAUCUAACUUUAGCAUUUGCUUUGCUGUCAUGUGUUGAAGCUUGUACUGCUGUGGAAGUUGGCUUUUGCUCUUUGUCAGGCUGUAUGAGAUACAUGUGAGGACCUAAAGCCUGCAACCUUAGCCCCAUGCUUCACUGUGUAAAGACAUCUGCAUAGUUCUCAAUUGGAAAAGGAAAAAAUCCUAAUGUGAUGUCCUAAAACAAAAGCUGCUAAAAAGAAAAAUAUCAUGGGGAGAACAAGCAAGGAACAGAGCUAAGUGGCUGGAAAGUGCUUCUGCCCUGAGCAUCCCACUUGCCUGUUGGUCUGCAUGACAUUCUAUAGCUGCCCUGGAAGGUGCAGCAAGACCUUUGAGAGAAGAAACGGUUAAGAAUGUAAGCACUUUUUUUUUUCUUUUUGCAAAUUGAUGGAACCGAUUUUUCCAGGGAGUUUUACCUCUUCAAGUAUCCUCAUAUUUACUCUGGGGGGCCUUGUUUCCCCAUGUCUUAGAGCAUGCUGGGUUUUCUUUAAAACUGGUUAAAGUAAGCAUUUUUUCCAGGUGAAAACUUUUUUGUUUUGAUUUGAAGGUAAGAAAGGGAGGGGGCACUUUGCUCUUUUAAUUUAAUAAUUAUGUUCAGCUGAUGACAAAGUAUUUGAUUAUUAGAAUGCAAUGUCACUAAUAAGUUUUAAGUUGUCAGAAAUUAAUUGUAAACAUCAGUACAAUACUUAGUCAUGGUAAAGACGUCUUCAAAUGAAUGGCUUAUUUUGGUGCAGUGUUUGAUGUCCAAAACAAAAUGUUACAAUAAUAAACAAACAUAAACUGAGUGUGUUAGACUUUUUCUUCCAAGGAACAUUUGAACCAUCUUCUAUGUACUCUUGCCAGAAAUUGAAUAUUUCCAUAAAUUAGCAUUUUGAUCUUUGCUGACACAAAUUUGUCUACGAAGAGGGACCUGUUACUGGUGUUUUACUAAUUUUAAAACCUAAUUUCAAAAGUAAAGCUACACCCACAGAAACUAACCUCUCUUGCUUUGUAGGUUCUGCCAGGAAAUGAUUCACUUAUACAAAUGUAAUUUCUCUUAAUCUGGCUGGUGGUCACAUCAGCCCCUCAGAGUCACCUGGGAGUCCUU
Messenger RNA from Castor canadensis (American beaver), 6427 nucleotides. The record is from RefSeq and is a predicted model, not a curated record. NCBI's taxonomy places the organism in Eukaryota, Metazoa, Chordata, Mammalia, Rodentia, Castoridae.